CACGGGGCUCCCAACUGGAUGAUACUGAAUUGAGUGUUAAAAUAUCAGAGGAGAAGCUUUGGUCAACAGCUAAGACCAUCUGCGUCAGUAUGAAGAACACACUUAAGGAUUUCUUCACAGGGCUGAAGCCACCCGGAUCCGAAAGGACAGAAAAUGCUUCUUCCAAAGAGACCCUUGGGGAAAUCCUGGUUGCUAUCCAGAAUGAAAUCUCAAACUUAGGGCGAAUGAAGGAUUCCAGGGAGCUCCUUCAGAUCAAUGAUAUGGUAGGAACUAUACUGAAGGAGGUUGAGAAAAGUGAGGAUGACAGUGAACAAGUCUGCCAAGACAUCCCUAGAACCUGUUCAUCUUUGUCCACUUCUUUAAAUGGUCGUAGUUCCUUGUCCAGCUCUUCAAAGAGUCCUAGGUCAGAGUGUGAGUUAGAGAUCAACCUCCCUGGCACUCCCAUCCCUGACGAAGUGCCUUUUGAUCUGACCUGCCCCAUCGUCAGGAGCUCCUGCAUCGACACCAGGGUCUCUAAAAUGCCAGAGAUUUCUUCAAGUGACCUAAAGACAAAGAUGAUGGCACACACAGAUGAACCCCUGCAUCGUAACAGUCCAAUGACUGACCGCAGUCGACCGCCGAGUGCUAAAGCCUCUUUUCGAUCCUCCACUCCGUCUUUCACCAACAAGGGAACCUCUUUGGUACCAAAGGGAGAUGGGAUUGACAUUGAAGAGAAGGAGGUGUGCAUCCCCAGCAGCUCUGGCCAUCUGAGGGAGCUCUUAAUCACCCCGGACAUCAGCAGUGCCACUGCAUUCCCACUGCAGUACUUGAUGGACUCCAGCAAAGAUGAUGGCAUCUGUUUUGUCACCAUACUGGUGAUAAGGUUGCUAUCGGAGAUCAGACCCUCAGCCCUAGAUGGACCCUCCCAACAGGCAGCAGAUCUGACAGAAACAUGUCAGCAACUCAUCAGACAAGUCCUGUCUGAGUUCUGUGCUGCAUCCAGAUUCUCCAGGACAAAGGCAUAUUCCCAGAACCUGAACAUCCAAAGGGUGUUCAGAGGUGUACAUAAAAACCUCAUGGAGGAGUUUGGCUCUUAUAACAUCCUGCAAGCAGCUCUUUCCUCCCAGGACCCUGCAUUUGACAGAGUCCUGGUAAAGUCCUUGACCCAGCAGCUGGUACAGGGAUGCAAGGAGGCGUCAAGACCAGCUUCUGCUGCAACAAACCCAUCAGACCAGGCUGAGACAGAGAGGGGGGCUGAGCAGAAAGCAAGAAGGAGCUUCCUUUGCUUUUCAAUGACCAAACUCAGGAUCAACUUCAAGCGUUCCAAGAGAGGAAACAAAAAGGACUGCCAUUCAGUCCAGGAACAGACUGAGAUUCCCUCUACUGAUGGACAUUGCAUAGCUCCUGUUGGAGAGGUUUCUCCCUCCAUAUCUCAGCCUGUCAAAAAACGAUCCUUGAUUGUCAGGGUCUUUUCAGCAAUGAUGAAGCCAUUCAGGCGCUUCACCAAGAAGAACCUGUAACCUCUUACGCUGCAGUUAGAACUACUUUUGUAACAGCAAUACUUUUGACAAGAGGCAUUUCUGCAUGUCUACCCUUUCAAAGUCUAUUUGAUCAAAUAAAUGUUAAUUAUUUUACAAGAAUUUCAAGUGUUUUGGAAGAUUGGUAAAACUGAAGCAGCUUUUCUCAGAGAAAUGCACUAGUUCCCCCUUGGUUACACAUUUAUUGUGCCGUUUUUCAGUUGGCAGGACUUGGGGCAGCAGGUAGCCUUGUGGUUAGAACGUUGGGUUAGAGUGUUACUCCAGCCUCAGUCAUUGAGCAGCUUUCGAGUGAAGUGUUUCAGAAGAAGGCAACCAACAAAGUCAGAAAAAUACUGAUCAAAUCUGUCAAUCUCUUCCCCGGCGAAGUCGGUUCAAGCCAGACAGAUUCUCAUAUGUCGCCAGCAUUAUCCACCAUUUCCUCAAAGCAUACAGAUUCAGUUGCUAUUGAAAUUAUUGGAUCAAUUGCAAAUGAUAUGAAGAGCAUUGUCCUGCUCACAGAGUCU
Molecule: messenger RNA, 2020 nt
Organism: Oncorhynchus gorbuscha (pink salmon)
Lineage: Eukaryota; Metazoa; Chordata; Actinopteri; Salmoniformes; Salmonidae
Exons: 3
Coding region: 90-1499 (469 amino acids)
Source: RefSeq, a predicted model, not a curated record